GUGGCUAGUGAACUGCACCGGUGAACUGUUGCUUGAACCUGUGCCAGGCCUCUAUCUCUGGAAUGUGAUGAGCACGUACCCACAUGUUACCACUGUGUUGUGCGCGCCGCUACCUUGGUUACCAAGUCGACAUAUGCCCGUCCGUGUGGCGAACAUGUCAGAAUAUGAAUGAUUCCCACGGAAACUUGGGCUUCUCUCCCAGUCUCAGUCCUAGUGUGAAUUUGGCUACGACCAGUGCUUUCUCAUCGGCGUUCUGUCAACCCCGGUUAGAAGUGUAGACUUAAAUAUGGCGUGUGCCUUUUCAAGUGCUGCAACGACAGAGGAGGAAUCAGCAGUAUCCGUGACACCAAGAAGCGACAAAGUUCCAUCUGUCCCGUUGCAGCACGACGAUGAGAGGGAUGACUGUAUGUGCCAAGACUGUAUGGAUAAGAUUUACGGAGUUUCAGAACUGUUGAUCAAGGCCUUCAUCUCCAGCAGACAAGGUACCACUCUUCCAGCUGCAGGUGCCACCACGGAGGAACGUUUGAAUGUCCAACAAAAAGAAAGUGGAAAAGAGGACGCCAAAAGGAAAACAGGAGAUGAUGAAGGCCAAGAUCAGGUGGGGAACAGGCAGGGUCUUAAGACAUGCCCUGGUGAUACAACUGACGACGAGAGCGACUGUAGUGAUAGCGAUUGCAGUGGUGACACGAACAGCGAAGAGUGCGGCAUACUAUUCCUUCCAACCAAGUACCAAGCCAAGCUGUUCAUGUCUUUCUCCGAAGGGAUACUACGGAGUCUUCUGACUCAACUUCUCAGUGUAACUGCCAGUCCCAAACACCAGCAGAGACCGUGUAUUCAUCCUAAAUGCUUCCCUAAGCUAGACAAUAUUGACAUCAGUGAGUUGAUAUACCUCAUGACGUACUACGAGCCUACAGCGCUCAAGGUAGCGGAAUUCGUCCCCGACAUUCUGCCUUCACUCGAAAUCUUAAUGCUGGAGGCAGCAGGGGCGGAAAUCAGGGAGAAGACCCUCAGCGGAGAGGGCCACCCCGCCAUGUGCGAAGUCUGUAUAAACGAAACAGAGGAACAUGAAGGUGCCGCAACUGGUAAAAUGUAUUCACCAUCUGACGAAGAGUACGACGAACUUUGUUACUACAGUCUGCUUCUCCUGUGCGUGAAGAACGCCGUCAUGACGAUCAGCCCGGAGAAACUGCCAGCCCUGAUUCAGGACAAGGGCCAGCAGCUGACACAGUCCUUGAUCGGCCUGAUGCACAGCGGUCUCCUCCCUACCAUGUGGACGGUUGUCAUGAUCUGCCUGUACAUCGCAGAGAUGGGAGGCGAGCGGUGCGCCGGGACCCUCAGGAACCAGGGUCUGCUGACAGCCGCGGAGAAACUUCUACUGAUCACAGAUAGCUGGGAGAACUGCGCGUUCACCCUGUGUUUGCGGAAACACGCGGACCUACUGGCGAAGGCCUUACUUCAGCCGGGCUCUGUGGACGUCUUCAGGCAGAAGUCACGUGAGGACAGGUUCCUGAUGAGACACGGACACCACGACUGCCUCAUGUCAGAGAACCUGGAUGACGUCACGGAGGCCUGCCCAUCCUGGCCAAUCACGUGUUCAGCUCGCCGAUGUUGGAGGAACGAGGAAGCGGGACGGCCGUUCAGAAGAUGCGAGAGAUGCGGAUUUGCCCGGUACUGCAGUGACGAAUGCCUGCAGAAUGACUUGCCUCGCCACACCAAGGACUGUUUUACCAGAGAAGACGUCCUGGCUACGAUCCAACAACACAAGUACUAGAACAGUCCAAACUCCCAAAGACCACUCGGGUGACUGAUAUUGCGAUAAAAGCUGGUGCAUGCAGACAGAUGGUCACUAUACAUGUAUAUUGUUGUUUUUGUCAAUGGAAAAAGCCAUCUAACGGUCAUUGGCCAGUUCGUCCUUUCAUGUAUAUGUAUAUAGAGGUCGCCAGUUGUACAAGGUGGACUCACUGUAUAUCAAAGUGCCAGACGGUCGUUAUAUAGAGGUGGCCACUUCUACAGAUGUGAAUGUACUUGACAGAUCUGUAUUAAACACUGAUGGCUAAUUAUUAGAAACUUUUUCUAUGGCAACCAAACCUCUCACC
Molecule: messenger RNA, 2096 nt
Organism: Branchiostoma belcheri (Belcher's lancelet)
Lineage: Eukaryota; Metazoa; Chordata; Leptocardii; Amphioxiformes; Branchiostomatidae
Exons: 3
Coding region: 287-1771 (494 amino acids)
Source: RefSeq, a predicted model, not a curated record